Messenger RNA from Epinephelus moara (kelp grouper), 1126 nucleotides. RefSeq names its product cornifelin homolog B-like. Bases 126 to 509 code for a protein of 127 amino acids. NCBI's taxonomy places the organism in Eukaryota, Metazoa, Chordata, Actinopteri, Perciformes, Serranidae. The record is from RefSeq and is a predicted model, not a curated record. The transcript has 4 exons.
GGUGUUCUGUUGUCUGCAGGUAUUUCUGAACAGACUGACAAAUGACAGCUUCUCAGUGAAGAAAUCUGCUGUGAACACACGUCCGACUCAGAGCUCUUUUAUCACACAAAUACACAGAAGCCAUCAUGACUUCCAAGAUGGUCAUCAGGCAGCCUCAGCCUGUGAUGGAGGCUCGAGAAUCCGAUGAGUGGGGAUCAGGGAUAUGUGACUGCUGUGAUAACGUGCCUGAGUGUUGUUUCGCUUUCUGGUGCUGUCCCUGCUUUGCCUGUAAGACUACCAAAAAGUACGGCCAGUGUCUCUGUCUCCCUCUGCUGGACAUCUUCGGCUGCAUCCCUCCCAUCACCAUGGCCAUGAGGGUCUCCAUGCGGCAGCGCUACGGCAUCAAAGAUACCAUGUGUAGGGACUGUGUGUUUGCGACCUGCUGUACGUCCUGCAGCUGGUGUCAGAUGGCCAGAGAGAUGAGGAGAAGAAACAUCAAAGUCGUUCUAGUCAGUGCCAAGAACACAUGACCCCAUCGCCUAACUCAUCACCACCAUCGGGGGCUGUCACGUACGAAACAACCUGCUUCGGCUUCUACCACCAUGUCAGAACUACGCUGUCGGCUGAAGCCAAGACAAGCGAUUGAAAAAGCGACUGAAAAACUGUAAGUUACUGCUGGUUACAUGCAGCAGUAACUUUCCACUGAUGUACAGGCUGCCCUUCAUGAGCAUCUAUUAACUAAUGACUUAAGGAUUCUUCUAUUUUAAAAGUUUAAAUGUAAUUUUCUUGUAUUUUGUUUAACUUUUGGUUCUGUAAUCACACACAACAUGGGUUUUUAUCAAGCAACCUGCUUUACAGAUUUAUAUUAUUAUUAUUCUACUACUACUACUACUACUACUACUACUACUAAUGAUAAUAAUAUCUGGCAAUAUUACAAUUUAUUAAAGGGACAUUUCACAGUUUAGCAAGAAAACUUAAAUUGGUCCAUAGCCAUACAGGAUACAACAAUUGAUAGUUGUAUAUUUUUAAUUGUAGUAUAUGUGCACAUUUACUUUUUUAAUAUUGUUUUGUUUGUUUUUAAUUCAUGUCUGCAAAUGUCAUGUUUAAAAACUGUCAUAAAUUAUUGAUUUAUUGUCAAUAAAAUCAA